CUUACCGCGAUCCAGCCGCCCCUUUAACUACCAAGCUCCGGCCCCCUCGUGAGCGAAUGUGCAGCCCAAUGAAACGGGAGGUCGAGGAUGCUGGGAACGGUCUAUAUGCAUCACUCUCCUCUUUCCAAGGGCUAAGAUGCUCUAAGCAGGUCUGCUGAAAAGUGAAAUAAAGCACAACCCUCCAGUCUGAAUACUGUUCUGCUCUCAAAGGAUUUUUCCCAGUCUUGGAGAUGUAUGGGAGCACUAGGACCAUGGGGCACGUGGAAGGCAGUCCCUCACGGUCCCCCCGCCUGCCGAGGUCACCACGCCUGGGCCAUCGGCGGGCUGCUAGUAGUGGGGGUGGGGGUGGUAAGACGCUAUCUAUGGAGAAUAUCCAGUCCUUGAAUGCAGCUUAUGCGACCUCUGGGCCCACGUACCUGAGUGACCAUGAGGGCCUUGGUUCCACCACAUACCCCAAAGCCAUGGUGGGUUUGGGUCGUGCCUCGAGUCGCGCUCUUCAUGGUUCGCGUGUCACUGCCAUGGGCAGCAGUCCCAACAUCGCCACCAUGGGGCUGCCUCACGCCGAUCCCAUGUCUUAUGGUGACCUGGGCUCCCUCUCCAUGCUUCAGCACCAUCACCACCACCAGGGGGUGCCGGCAGGUCUGAGGCCGGCCCGCGAUAGCGGCGUGCUUGACCUCCAAACUCAGCUCAGGGAGCUACAGAGAGACAACGAGCUCCUGCGCCGAGAGCUGGAAGCAAGGGAGGGGAAGCUCAUCUCAGCUUCUGGAACUGGCACCCGUGGCUUCUGGAGCCCGGAGUUGAAGAGGGAGAGGGGAGUACGCAAGGAGGAGGUGGCUCGUGCCUCCUUGCUGAGGGAGCAGAUGAGAGUGGCCCAUGAGGAGAAUCAGCACCUCCAGAUGACUAUCCAGGCCCUGCAGGAUGAGCUGCGCACCCAGAGGGACCUGAACCUGCUGCUGCAACAGGAGAGCGCAGGCCGCAGCGCAGAGCAUGCCACCAUCGAGCUCACUGAGGACAACUUCCGCCGGCUGCAGGCCGAGCACGAGCGGCAGGCCAAGGAGCUCUUCCUGCUGCGCAAGACAUUGGAGGAGAUGGAGCUGCGCAUCGAGACACAGAAGCAGACGCUGGGAGCGCGAGACGAGUCCAUCAAGAAGCUGCUGGAAAUGCUGCAAAGCAAGGGGCUGGGCGGUGAUGCCAGUGAGCGCUCACGGAGGCUGGCCGAUGCCGACUCACAACUCUGCCACCUAGAGGUGGUGCUGGACCAGAAGGAGAAGGAGAACAUGCAACUCCGAGAGGAGCUGCAUCGGCGAAAUCAACUCCAUCAGGAUCCUGCCAAAACCAAAGCCCUGCAGACUGUUCUGGAGAUGAAGGAUACUAAGAUUGCCUCUUUGGAGAGGAAUAUCCGUGACCUGGAGGAUGAGAUCCAGUUGCUGAAGGCGAAUGGGCUCCUGAACACAGAGGAUCGGGAGGAAGAGAUCAAACAGAUGGAGGUCUACAAGAACCAUUCCAAGUUCAUGAAGAGCAAGAUCGAUCAAUUGAAGCUCGAGGUGUCGAAGAAGGAGUCUGAGCUCCUUGCCUUACAAACGAAACUUGAGACGCUGAACAAUCAAAACUCGGACUGCAAGCAACACAUCGAGGUGCUAAAGGAAUCUCUGACUGCCAAAGAACAGCGGGCUGCUAUUCUUCAAACUGAAGUGGAUGCUUUGAGGCUGAGAUUGGAGGAGAAAGAAGCCUUCCUCAACAAGAAGACAAAACAGCUUCAGGACCUCACAGAGGAGAAAGGCACAUUGGCUGGAGAGAUCCGGGACAUGAAAGACAUGCAUGAAGUCAAGGAAAGGAAGAUCAACGUCCUUCAGAAGAAGAUUGAGAAUCUCCAGGAACAGCUUCGGGACAAAGACAAGCAGUUGACCAACCUGAAGGACCGUGUGAAAUCUCUGCAGACUGACUCCAGCAACACUGACACUGCAUUGGCCACGCUAGAGGAGGCCUUGGCACAGAAGGAACGAAUCAUCGAGCGGCUGAAAGAGCAGCGGGAGCGAGAGGAUCGGGAGAGACUAGAAGAGUCAGAGUCAUACAGGCAGGAAAACAAGGAUCUGAAGGAGAAGGUUAAUUCUCUGCAGGUAGAGCUGACAGAGAAGGAGACCAGUUUAAUAGACUUGAAGGAGCAUGCUUCAUCCUUGGCUUCAGCUAGCCUGAAAAAGGACUCCCGCCUGAAGUCGCUGGAGAUAGCGAUAGAGCAGAAGAAGGAGGAGUGCAGUAAGCUGGAGACACAGUUACAGAAGCAAGCAGAGCAGCUCUUCAGCCAAAUCAACAGCAGUGCCCUGGAGACAGAUCAAGGCCGAAGCCACCCCGAAUUGGUGGACAAGGCCAAGCAGUUAGAGCAGGAAGUGUCCUACUACAAAGAAGAGUCGCACAAGGCCCAGGCUGAAGUGGAACGUCUGCUUGAAAUCCUAAGAGAGGUGGAGACAGAGAAGACCGAUAAGGACAAAAAAAUCACUGACCUGGAAAGUCUGGCUCCAAGAACAGUGAAGGACCAAACAAAGAAAGGGCCCAACCUUAAGCACAACCAGCAGGAGGAAAAGAAGAGCAAUGCACAGCUCAUGCAAGUGGCCCGCAAGGACAAUCUGCCAGACAGCUCACAAAAUGUAAAGCUGGAAGAGCUUGCAGCCACACUUGAGAAGACCAGGCAGGAGCUGGAUUCAACGAAGCAGAGGCUGAGCUCCACGCAGCAGUCUCUCGCUGAGCGGGACAGUCACCUGACUAACCUGAGGCAGGAACGCAGGAAGCAGCUGGAGGAGAUCCUGGAAAUGAAGCAACAAGCCCUUCUGGCGGCCAUCAGUGAGAAAGAUGCCAACAUUGCCCUGCUGGAGCUGUCUACCUCCAACAGGAAGAAGACACAGGAGGAGGUGAUGGCCCUGAAAAGGGAGAAGGAUAGGCUGGUGCACCAACUCAAACAACAGACACAGAGCAGAAUGAAGCUUAUUGCAGACAACUAUGAAGAAGACCAUCACCAUCCUCCGCAACCUCACCCCCCACAACCCCAUCCUCAGCCCCAACAUCCAUACCCUCAAGCCCAUCUCAACCCAAAUCCUCAACACCCCCACCCACAACUUCAACACCCUCAACCUCAGCCCCAACACCCCUAUCCUCCACCCCAGCUAAACCCCAGCCCUGGUCCUCAACACCCCCAUGCAUCACUCCAGCACCCCCACCCUCAUCAACCUCAACACCCUCACCCCCAACACUCUCCUCAUCCUCAGCCUCCACACCCCAACCCACAGGCACAUCAUCCUCAGCCUCAACUCCAUCACUCCCAACCCCAGCCACCUCACCUCCAACCCCAACCACCUCACCCCCAAAUUCAGCACCCUCCACCUUACCCUCCACAGCCCCAACAUCCACCAAGCCAAUACCCACCCACUCCACAUCUACAACAUCCCCAAGGGCAAUACACCCAGCCAACACACCCUCAGCCCCAAUACACCCAGCCAACACACCCCCAGCCCCAAUACCCCCAGCCACCACACCCCCAGCACCCUCCACCUCACCACCCUCAGCACCCUCCACCU
Molecule: messenger RNA, 3566 nt
Organism: Paramormyrops kingsleyae
Lineage: Eukaryota; Metazoa; Chordata; Actinopteri; Osteoglossiformes; Mormyridae
Source: RefSeq, a predicted model, not a curated record